Molecule: messenger RNA, 3001 nt
Organism: Owenia fusiformis
Lineage: Eukaryota; Metazoa; Annelida; Polychaeta; Sabellida; Oweniidae
Source: the annotation of a GenBank genome assembly
CAUGAGAGUAUUCGAUAUGCUUUUCUCGGCGGUUUCAACAGGCAAUUGAUUCGGAGUACAGGUAGCAUAGCAGUGUACGCUAUACGUGCAUCGGGUAGCUUUAGCAUCAGUCAUGGGGACGCUAGGUAUAGAUUUCGCCCAGGUACAAGAAUGGUUGGAUAAAAAUACAGAGUGUAUGCAGGAGUACUUUGUGAAAAAAGCUGAUAUCUUACUCAUCAACAAGUGGUUGAUAUCACAUGGGUUUCAUACUCUACAGGAGUAUGUUUCAGGCAAAAGGGGUUCUAUGUCCAGAGACAGCGGAAGUCCUGCCUCACCAACAGUCACAGACAAUGGUUUCUUCUCUGACAAGGAUAUUUCCCAUAGGAGGAGCAACUCAAAGAAACAUUUGAGACAUGAUUACGCCAGAUCCAAAACACGAAAUACAUUUAGAACCUUUGAUCCAACCACAACGUCCACCAGUGUGGAGUCUACAAUAGAAAAACGGAGGAGUAGUUUAAAGGGGAUGAGACAGUUCCUCUCACUGCCGCCAACUUCAGUGAACAUGCUUAGCAUGCUUAUUUCAUCUAAGAUACGUUUACCAAGAUAUGCUAGCAAGGAUGAGGAGUUCAAAAGAGAACUUCGUGGGUUCAAUGAAAAGGAAUUCUUUUUAGAAAUAGUAAAAGAAAUCUCCCAUGAACUAGAUCUAAGAAAUCUCAGUGGAAAGAUUGUUAACAAUAUUCAGAUCCUAUUAGAUGCUCAGGGGAGCUCUUUAUUUCUGGUGGAAAAGAAGCAAGGAAAGAGCGAACUUGUAUCAAAGGUGUUUGAUAUGUGUGCAGGUACGAGUACCCUGCCAAGUAACUAUGGAGACAAUGUUGUGAAAGUUCCAUGGGGCCAAGGGAUUAUUGGAUAUGUUGCAGAGACAGGUCUGACAGUGAAUAUCGACAGAGCGAGUCAGGACCCGAGGUACAAUAAUGAGGUUGACACGAUUACAGGCCAUGAGACAGAUUCCUUGCUAUGCAUGCCUAUUAGAAACGCUGACAAUGAAACUAUUGGUGUGGCCCAAGUCAUCAAUAAACGCCCAGAUGAAUCGUUCAGUUUAGAUGAUGAAAAGGUGUUUGAGACGUACUUGGCCUUUUGUGGCAUGGCAAUCAGCAAUGCACAAAUGUUUGAGUCAUAUACUGUGGAGUAUGACAGAAACAGAGUGCUGCUGGAAGUUGCUCAUGAUCUCUUCGAGGAACAAACCUCGGUAGAAAAAGUAGUCCAGAAAAUUAUGCAAAAGGCUCAAUCAUUACUCAAGUGUGAACGGUGCUCAGUUCUCCUGCGAGACCAGAAUUCGGAGAAGGUGGUAUUUAGCAAGGUAUUUGACCUGGUUGUGCCAAAGAGGAAUGGCCACACAAGUUUGAGUCGUGAAAACAUCACUGACCUAAAGAUGGGGAAUAAGAUAGCUGAGAUUGUGGCAUCUACGGGUGAGACGGUUAAUAUUGCAGAUGCCUAUCAGGAUACCAGGUUUAAUAUGCAGGCAGAUAAAGCAAGUGGCUUUCGGACAAGAUGUAUUCUAUGUAAACCAAUACGAAACAGCAGUAUGAAAUGCAUAGGUGUGGCUCAAACUAUAAACAGAACUGAUGGCUUGCCAUUUGAUGACCAUGAUGAUCAACUAUUUGAGGCAUUUACAAUAUUCUGUGGACUUGGCAUCAAUAACUGUAUUCUGUAUGAUGAAGUUAAGAGAGCUGCUGUCACCCAAGCUGUUGCAUUAGAGGUGCUUUCAUACCAUGCUACAGUACCAGCAGAUGAAGUAUAUAAGAUUAAAAACAUCCCUGUGCCAGAGGCAAAGGAGUGGAACCUGACUGGGUUUGACUUCAAUGACUACUCCUUAGACUCCAAUGAGAUGAUCAUAGCAGCGAUACGCAUAUUUAAGGAUACUGGCCUUAUAAGGAGAUUCAAAAUUGAAAUUGAUACUCUGGUUCGCUGGUUACUGACUGUGAGGAAGAAUUAUCGUAAUGUAGCCUACCACAACUGGCGCCAUGCAUUCAAUGUCUGUCAGUUCAUGUUUGCAAUAAUAACGAACUGUGGUAUGGACAAAGUACUCAGCCAUGUGGAGAGAUUGGCAAUGAUAGUUGCCUGCCUGUGUCAUGAUCUUGACCACAGGGGCACCAACAAUGCAUUCCAACAAAAAACCAGUUCACAUCUUGCCCAACUGUAUGGUACUAAGGCCACCUUAGAACAUCAUCACUUUAACCAUGCAGUCAUGAUUCUGAACAGUGAGGGACACAAUCUUUUCUCCAAUAUGACGAGUGAAGAUUAUGUGAGUGUUACCACCAUUCUUAAGCAGUGUAUACUUGCCACAGACCUCUCCCUUCACUUCCAGAUACGCAGCAAGUUUUUUCAGAUAGUUGAAUCGGGUUCAUGUAAUUGGGAGGAUCGUGACCAUAAGGAAGUCCUAAGGAGCAUACUCAUGACAAGCUGUGACAUUGCUAGUAUAACAAAGUCCUGGGAUGUACAGAGGAGGACUGCUUCCCUUGUAAUGACUGAGUUCUUCGAACAAGGAGAUAAGGAGAGAAAUGAACUAAAAAUACAACCUCAGACAAUGAUGGACAGAGAAAAGCAGGAAGAACUACCAAAGCUACAGAUGGGAUGGAUAGAUGGCGUAUGCGUCCCAUUAUAUAAGGCCUUGGGCAAGGUGAAUGAUAGCUUUGAGCCUAUGCUGGGUGGUGUCAUGUCAAACAGGGCAAAUUGGGAGAAACUGGAUGAACAAAGACUGGCUGAUCAAAUGACAAUGAAUGACAAUGGGUGCUGACAUAUGGAGGGAUUCUUUUAAGUGAAAUACAUCUGUAUAAAAUCAUCACUUCCGCAUACAUUUUUCAUAAAUGAUCUAUGAACCAAUCAGAUUAUACACUAGUAUAUAAAGUAGCCAUCUGUGAACAAAUCAGAUUACAAAUACUGUAUAAGGGGUAAUUUCGCCUAAUCAUUUAAUUUGCCUAUUGCCUAAUUUUUGCCAGAUUUGGGAAAUUAAAUAUCGGAAAUA